AUGAUCUCGAGAUCAUCUCUCGCGAAAAGCGCGCAACAGGCCAUUCGCCGGUCCUGCCGUGCGCAGUCCCUGCAGCGCCGUGGCUUUGCUGCUGCUACCACAACAGGAGCCUUUGAGACGGCAGAUGCGUCCGGGUUGAAGGUUGCCUCAAGGGAUGCCCAUGGGCCUACCACCAAGCUUGCCGUCGUUGCGAAGGCUGGUACGCGGUACCAGCCUUUGCCGGGCCUGACUGUUGGCCUCGAAGAGUUCGCUUUCAAGAACACUCAGCGACGGUCUGCCCUGCGAAUCACGCGGGAAUCCGAACUUCUCGGUGGUCAAUUGAGCGCUUCCCACACCCGAGAGGCUCUUGUUCUUGAGGCCAGCUUCCUCCGAGAAGACUUGCCCUACUUCGCCGAACUUCUCGCCGAGGUCGUCUCAUUGACCAAAUAUACCACCCACGAAUUCCACGAAGAUGUCGAGCGAAUUCUACACCUCAAGCAGGCUGCCCUGAAGACCAAUGUCAACGCUUUGGCGCUCGACAACGCCCACGCUGUCGCCUUCCACACCGGCCUCGGUGCUACCAUCUAUCCAUCCGACUCCUCCCCGGUUCACAAGUACCUCAACGAAGAAUACAUUGCCAGCUAUGCUGACAUGGUCUAUUCCAAGUCUAAUAUUGCCAUUGUCGCCGACGGUGCCCCUAUUGGUGCCUUGACCAAUUGGGUUGGCCAGCUCUUCAAGGAUGUCCCCGCCAAGGCCCCGAGUGGCCAGUCUCUCAAGAUUGACGCGACCAAGUACUACGGCGGUGAGCAGCGAAAUAGCCACUCUGACGGCAAUGCCAUGGUCAUCGCAUUCCCCGGGUCAGAUGCUGCUGGCUCCAAGCCUGAGAUUGCAGUUCUCGCUGCCCUUCUUGGUGGCAAGCCGACUAUUAAGUGGGCUCCUGGUUUCAGCCUGCUUUCCAAAGCUACUGCUGGUGCCCCGGGUCUUUCCAUCUCUGCUUCCAACCUAGCGUACUCUGAUGCUGGCCUGUUGACCGUUCAGUUGUCUGGCAACGCUGCUUCGGUCCGCAAGGCAGCCGAGGAAACCGCCAAGGCUCUUAAGAGUGUUGCCAAUGGCGCAGUCAGCAAGGAGGACGUUACCAAGGCCGUCGCCAAUGCCAAGUUUGACAUCCUUGAAAAUGCCCAGCUGCGCUCUCCCAGCCUCCUGCAGGCCGGUUCCGGCAUCAUCCACCAUGGCAAACCUUACGACGUGGCUGCUCUGGCCAAGGGCAUCGAAGCUGUCACCACUGAUAAACUGAAGACCACCGCCAAGGCUCUCCUUGAUGGCAAAGCUACUGUUUCCACGGUCGGUGAUUUGUUCGUGCUUCCAUAUGCCGAGGAGAUUGGCCUGCGGGUAUAA
Ustilaginoidea virens is the source of this 1374-nucleotide messenger RNA. RefSeq lists its product as uncharacterized. The coding region runs from base 1 to 1374 and encodes 457 amino acids. Gene Ontology annotation, cellular component: mitochondrion. The transcript has 4 exons. Gene Ontology annotation, molecular function: metal ion binding. The record is from RefSeq and is a predicted model, not a curated record. NCBI's taxonomy places the organism in Eukaryota, Fungi, Ascomycota, Sordariomycetes, Hypocreales, Clavicipitaceae.